This is a messenger RNA of Juglans microcarpa x Juglans regia, 1381 nucleotides long. Its product is annotated as chloroplast envelope quinone oxidoreductase homolog. NCBI's taxonomy places the organism in Eukaryota, Viridiplantae, Streptophyta, Magnoliopsida, Fagales, Juglandaceae. Gene Ontology annotation, molecular function: oxidoreductase activity. Bases 129 to 1121 code for a protein of 330 amino acids. The record is from RefSeq and is a predicted model, not a curated record. The transcript is spliced from 4 exons.
UAUUAUCGCUAGCUUCUGCGUACGUACGUUCCAGUACUAUAUUUCUCGCAUUCCGAUCUGUCUCGACAUACAAAUUAACACCUGCGCGAAGCAUUUCGUGUGAGACUGCGAGAGAGCUAGCAUAUAGUAUGGCAGGCAGGGUUAUGCAUGCAGUUCAGUACGGUAGUUGUGGCGGAGGACCUACUGAUCUCAAGUAUGUUGAAGUUCCGGUUACCGCUCCAAAAAAAGACGAGGUUUUAAUAAAAGUGGAAGCAGCUGCUCUAAGUCCGAUUGAUUGGAAAAUUCAGCAAGGCAUGCUGAAGCCUAUGUUUCCUAAAGGACUUCCUCAGAUACCUGGUACUGAUGUGGCCGGCGAGAUCGUUGAGGUUGGAUCAUCAGUCAAGAAUUUCAAAGCUGGUGACCAAGUCAUUGCUAUGAUUCAUUUUUCUAUUGGAGGUGGAUUGGCCGAGUUUCUUGUGACAAAAGCGAACAUGGUAGUGAUCAGGCCAGCGGAAAUUUCAGCAGCACAAGGUGCAGGCUUACCUGCCGCAGGCCUCAUGGCUCACCAGGCCCUCACAGACUCUGCCGGGAUCAAGCUCGACGGCACCGGAAAGCCAGUAAAUGUUCUUGUCACCGGCGCCUCAUCCGGCGUCGGUCACUACGCAGUUCAGUUGGCAAAGCUGGGAAACACACACGUUACAGCCACGUGUGCACCCGAACACAUUGAGGUUGUCAAGAGCUUAGGUGCCGACGAGGUUGUCGACUGCACCACCCCGGAUGGGGCAGCUCUGAAGAGCCCGUCGGGGAAGAAAUACGACGUGGUUAUCCACUGUGCAGCGGCCACUAGUUGGUCGACUUUUGAGCCUCAUUUGGCAUCCAACGGGAAGAUAUAUGAUGUGAAUCCUACGUUAAGUACCAUCAAGACAUAUACCCUGAAGAAACUUACAUUCUCCAAGAAGCAGCAGAUCCCUGUGCUCUUGAGUCUUAAGGUUGAGAACCUGGAAAUUCUUGUGAAGUUGAUGAAGGAAGGGAAGAUUAAGACAGUGAUUGACUCUAAGUAUUCCUUGAGCAAGCCUGAGGAUGCUUGGGCUAAGAAUGUUGAUGAUGAUCAUCUUCUUGGGAAGAUCAUCGUGGAGCCUUAGGUGACAACCCUAUAUAUCAUAAAUAUAUAGGCCUGGAGUUGAUGGGGAUGAUCAAAUGAAGAAGUUGUGAAAAUUAAGGGCCAUUUAUAAAUUAGAUUUUAAAAUAUUGUUAAGUUGAUUAUGCUGUUUGAAUGAUGUAUGUUGAAGAAUUUUCAUUGUAUGCUUUAGUUGUGCGUACGUAAUAUGAUGUUUUGUCUCUGUUAUUGAUUUAUGAAUCAAAAUUAUCCUUUAAUUAAUGAUGAGGUUGUAUAAGUAAAUUA